CGCACUGCAACGCAAAGUGGGCUGUGUCCACUUGUGGCUCGCAAACCAUCGGCCAGACCUUCGACGGCUAUUAUGCACAUGUGAUCUCUGCCAUAUGUAUGUGGUCCAUAAUAAGAUGGAAUCUCAAACCACUCAUGUAUGACUUCGGGAGACAAGUUUAUUCAUGCUACCUCCUUCAAGGUGUUUCAGACCAGGUGUCGUAGGAAACUAAUACCAACCUUCACUUGCGGCGGAAACAUUACAGGGGACUCUGGAGUCAUCGGGAGCCAGGGGUACCCAGGAGUUUACCCUCCAAAUACCAAAUGUGUGUGGAGAAUCACAGUCCCUGAGGGAAAGGUGGUGGUCCUGUCAUUCCGCUUUAUUGACUUGGAGAACGACAACCUGUGCCGCUAUGACUAUGUGGAUGUUUACAGCGGCCAUGUCAGUGGGCAGAGACUUGGUCGCUUCUGUGGGACGUUCAAGCCAGGAGCCCUGGUUUCCACGGGCAACAAGAUGCUCUUACAGAUGCUAUCUGAUGCCAACACAGCUGGGAGUGGCUUCCUGGCCGUUUUCUCUGCUGCCAACCCACAUGAAAGAGGGGACCAGUACUGUGGAGGUAGAUUGGACAAGCCCUCUGGGACCUUCAAAACACCCAACUGGCCUGAGAAGGACUAUCCAGCUGGAGUCACCUGCUCCUGGCACAUAGUUGCACCAAAGAACCAGAUUAUUGAAAUCAAGUUUGAGAAGUUUGACGUGGAAAGGGAUAACUACUGCCGCUACGACCACGUCUCCAUCUUCAAUGGGGCAGAAAUCAACGAUGCCAAGAGAAUUGGCAAAUACUGUGGAGACAGCCCCCCAGCGCCAGUGUUCUCAGAUGGGAACCAGCUCCUCAUCCAGUUCCUGUCAGAUCUCAGUCUAACCGCAGACGGCUUCAUUGGACACUACAAGUUCAGACCAAAGAAAUUCCCCAUCACCACGAUGCCACCCACCACUACCACACAGCCAGUCACCACCAGGCCCAUACCUCUGAAGUACUCUGUAGCCCUCUGCCAGCAGAAAUGCAAAAGACGAGGAACACUUGAGAGCAAUUACUGCUCCAGCAAUUUUGUGAUAACUGGGACAGUCAUCACCGCUGUGAUGAGAGGAGGAAGUAUGUACGCCACCGUCUCCAUCAUCAACGUGUAUAAAGAAGGCAGUCUGACCAUCCAGCAGGCAGGAAAGACCAUGAGCACCAAGAUCAUUAUCCUGUGCAAGAAGUGUCCGUUUAUCAGAAGAGGCUUGAACUACGUCUUCAUGGGCCAUGUGGACGAGGAGGGCCGGGGGAAAAUCACCCCUCAGCACUUUGUUAUGCCGUUCAAGACAAAGAACCAGAAAGGACUCAACGUUCUGAAAAACAAGCGGUGCUGAGUCCCAGUAUCGCGGAGGACUUCCACUGGACUCAGCUGUGGAUGGAAACAAUCAAGCGAAAAAUGAUCUCCAUCUCAACAACACAAACGCAGGCCAAAAACAUAAUUGAAUCUGGAUGCAAAGACGACAGAACAAAAACAUAAAAUCUACAUUAUUCAUUCACUUAAGCGCAACAAAGUUGUUUGUGUUUAUUAAUUUAGCUGCAGAUCACAUGUAUUUAGAAUAAACAAGAAGACAUUGUACUUCUACUCUAUUUUCAACCUCAGACUAAUCAGCAACCAAUUGAGUUGUUCCACAGCCCAGUCUCACUCUGCCUAGUCACCUUCCUGGUAUGCCCUGAGCAGGAAUUUAAAUUGUAGCCAGUAACAGGAGCCCCGAAUAUCAAGUAUCGCGAUUCACACAGAUGUGCUUCAUAAAACAAACAUUACUCAGUUUAAAACUUCCAGUGUCCACAUCUGACCGUGUCCUGUGAUGGUACUAUUCAUUUCACAUUUUUCCACAGUCUACUUUUCAGUUGUUUCCCUUUGAGUGAAUAAACAGUGGGAUUUAUUAUUUAGUAUGCAUUAAACAAAUAUAGUCUUCAAUUUCCUAAGCCUAAUAUCCAUAGCGGAUUUGUCACAGCUGAUUGUUGUAUUUUUUUUAAUGACGGUAGUCUGGAGUUAAUUUUUGUGAGUUCUAUUUGAAUGGCCAGGAUUUGGUCGUUUUUAAGUGAUGAAAAGUGCAAUAUUUAAUAUGUAUGUGAUUCUUUUUGAAAGAUUGUAUGCUGGUUUUAUGUGAAACAAAUGAUGAACUUCCUAGCUAAAGCUCUUUUUCUUUAGCUUGUUUACAGAUGCAAAGCACCGCUACCAGCAUACAUCAUUUACUUGUUUUUUUUAAAGGCAGAGGUAUGAAAUGAACAAAUAUUUUCAUAUGAAAAAGU
Cyclopterus lumpus (lumpfish) is the source of this 2305-nucleotide messenger RNA. RefSeq names its product procollagen C-endopeptidase enhancer 2b (gene pcolce2b). The transcript is spliced from 10 exons. Gene Ontology annotation, molecular function: protein binding. The coding region runs from base 139 to 1386 and encodes 415 amino acids. The record is from RefSeq and is a predicted model, not a curated record. NCBI's taxonomy places the organism in Eukaryota, Metazoa, Chordata, Actinopteri, Perciformes, Cyclopteridae.